ACCUCCUCAACUCAGAGUCCAGCCGGUCAGUGAGCAGCGGGAUCCCGCCUCCAACCUGCAUCUGUGGAGAUUUGCUUUCUGCCGAGGAGAGAUGACUCUAUACUGGAGACGUUUGCAAAGAGCCUUUCCCAGGAUCCCCAAGACAUGCCCUGCCUUGAGCCUAGGUGCUUCCCGGACAUCUGUAGCCAAGCUCAGUCUUCAUACAAAACCCAAAAUGCCUCCAUGUGACUUCUCACCUGAAAGAUAUCAGUCCCUUGCCUACAACCAUGUCCUGGAUAUCCACAAGCAACAUCUUUCUCCCGUGAAGACAGCAUAUUUCCAGAGGCCCUUACUGCUCCACCAGGGGCACAUGGAGUGGCUAUUUGAUUCUGAGGGAAAUAGAUACCUCGAUUUCUUUUCUGGGAUUGUCACUGUCAGCGUUGGUCACUGCCAUCCGAAGGUAAAUGCAGUGGCACAAACGCAGCUAAGCCGCCUGUGGCACACAAGUAGUGUCUUCUUCCACCCUCCAAUGCAUGAAUAUGCAGAGAAGCUCUCAGCUCUUCUGCCUGAGCCUCUUAAGGUCAUCUUCAUAGUGAAUAGCGGCUCCGAAGCCAAUGACCUGGCCAUGCUGAUGGCCAGAGCACAUACGAAAAACACAGACCUCAUAUCUUUCAGAGGAGCCUACCAUGGAUGCAGCCCUUAUACAUUGGGCUUGACCAAUGUAGGGAACUACAAGACUAAACUGCCCAGUGCAAUGGGUUGCCAACCAACAAUGUGCCCAGAUAUUUUCCGUGGCCCUUGGGGAGGAAGCCACUGCCGAGAUUCGCCAGUGCAGUCGAUUAGGAAAUGCAGCUGUGCACCAGACUGCUGCCAUGCUAAAGACCAGUAUAUUGAGCAGUUCAAAGAUACUCUGAACACUUCUGUAGCCAAGUCCAUUGCUGGCUUUUUUGCUGAACCGAUUCAAGGUGUGAAUGGAGUUGUCCAGUACCCAAAGGGGUUUCUAAAGGAAGCCUUCCAGCUGGUGCGAAAGCAAGGAGGCGUGUGCAUUGCUGAUGAAGUGCAGACAGGAUUUGGAAGAUUGGGCUCUCACUUCUGGGGCUUCCAAACCCAUGACGUUCUGCCUGACAUCGUCACCAUGGCUAAAGGGAUUGGGAAUGGCUUUCCCAUGGCAGCGGUUGUGACCACUCCAGAGAUUGCCAAGUCAUUGGCUCAAAGCCUGCUUCACUUCAACACCUUUGGAGGGGGGCCCCUGGCCUGCGCCAUUGGAUCUGCCGUGCUUGAGGUGAUUAAAGAAGAAAAGCUACAGGAAAAUAGUCAAGAAGUUGGCACCUACAUGUUACUGAAGUUUGCUCAGUUGCGGGAUGAGUUUGACAUUGUUGGUGACGUCCGAGGCAAAGGCCUCAUGAUAGGGAUAGAAAUGGUGCAGGACAAGAUGAGCCGCCAGCCUCUUCCUAUUGAAGAAAUAAAUCAAAUCCAUGAGGACUGCAAAAACAUGGGGCUCCUCGUUGGCAGAGGCGGCAUUUUUUCACAGACCUUUCGCAUUGCGCCCCCAAUGUGCGUCACUAAGCCAGAAGCUGAUUUUGCGGUGGAAGUAUUUCACUGUGCCUUAAGCCAGCACAUGGAGAGAAGAGCUAAAUCACAUCGUUAGAAGUCAAAAAACCACAAGCCUCAAGAACAUCCCACUUUUCAAGGGUGUAUUUGAGGAAUUUCAGAACCACGCCUAUUUGGAGAAAACCUGCAGUUCUUCAUAGUAGGUGUGAAAAGACAUGGUUGAGUGACACUAGCCUUGUUGGUAGAGCCCCUGUUAUCUUCAGAAUUCUAUCCUUCAGGGAAAGGAAUCUAUCCCUAGCUCAGAGAAGAAAUCCGUUACUCAGGAUCUGACAGUCCCCCAUUGCAGUAAUGGGUUUUGCAUGAACAUAUGGUGUAGUUUUGGUCAGUGAGUCCUGCAGGGAAGUCUCUCGGUAGAGGUGCCUUCCAGGAAAGCUUUCAUAACUCCUCAGUCCUCAGUUGUUGGGAACUAUACCAGCUGACUUGGGGCUAUGGGGAUAAAACCCAUUUGCUAAAGUUGGAAGGUGGAAAGAUGUCCAUGAAGCAUUGACUUAACCCAUCCUGGAGCUACCCUCCCUCAGGGCUUCAAGACACAUGAGACAAUAAGUUCCCUGUAUUACAUAAGCUUUUCUCAUAUCUGCUUUCCAUUACUAUACCCUAAAGCAUCCUGAGAAAUUGUGCAGAAAAUUCCCCAAAUAACUGCCUCCCUUAAUUUCCUUAAAACAUUAA
This is a messenger RNA of Lepus europaeus (European hare), 2256 nucleotides long. RefSeq names its product alanine--glyoxylate aminotransferase 2 (gene AGXT2). The record is from RefSeq and is a predicted model, not a curated record. Gene Ontology annotation, biological process: glyoxylate catabolic process. Gene Ontology annotation, cellular component: mitochondrion. NCBI's taxonomy places the organism in Eukaryota, Metazoa, Chordata, Mammalia, Lagomorpha, Leporidae. The coding region runs from base 92 to 1627 and encodes 511 amino acids. Gene Ontology annotation, molecular function: pyridoxal phosphate binding; L-alanine:glyoxylate transaminase activity. The transcript has 14 exons.